Molecule: messenger RNA, 2028 nt
Organism: Sphaeramia orbicularis (orbiculate cardinalfish)
Lineage: Eukaryota; Metazoa; Chordata; Actinopteri; Kurtiformes; Apogonidae
Exons: 12
Coding region: 1-1920 (639 amino acids)
Source: RefSeq, a predicted model, not a curated record
AUGGCUCCCUGUAAUAAUUUGACCUCCAGCAGGACUUUAGAUGACGCUGCAUCUGAGUUUCGAAAACUGCUGAACUACGUCCGAAGCCGCUGGCCGAGGGUUAUUGUCAUGGAUUUUCCACCUUGUCUUGCUGGUAAGGUGGAGCUCCAAACCCUCCUGAGACAAGAGUACCACCGUGUCGCAGCUUCUGUUGGAAUUCCCUACUUCCAUGCUGCUGGGUAUUUCCCGUUCACUCGUCCUGAGUUGUGGAGCUGGGACGGGAUACACCUGAGUGACAGCGAUGGGAUGGCUGUCCUCGUUCAGCUGUUGUGGCAGGCUUGCUACUAUCAGCUGGAGAAGCUGGAGAUGGAGGCGUCUACUCCCACCACCCCAGUGCCUCCUCCCCCUUCUCGCCGUGCCACCAGAAGGGUUUCGCCAAGAGUGGUGUGUACCGGAUCGCUCCCCGUGCCACGUCCACCCCCUUCUGAGUGGACAGAUGUUGAACAGGGCAGAAAGAAGAACCAGUCUCGGGGCCCCAAGAGCUCACUUGUGGGACCCCAUGGAAAAGUGGUUCAACCGGAGGUGGAGAACGUCUUCUCCAUCCCACUCUCGCCUGUUCUGUUCAGCCCCGCCAUGUUGGUUGAGAUGGACAAGAUUUCUCCAUCUCACCUUGGCUCAGUUUUGAGCACUGCUACCUUUCCUACAGGAAAGAAGAUGUCUCCGCCGAGACGUCAGAAAGCUGUUGCCCGGAGGACGUGCCAGUCUGCUGGUCCCUCCAAGUCCCCGUCUGGGAUGCAGGAGCACAAGCCGGUUGUGGAGGUGAUGUGCCGCCGCUCACCUCCCAGCUCCUCUCCUGGGAUGGAGGUGGGAACCUUCUCACCUUCCAGUGUUGCAAUGGAGGAGGACCAGGCGGUUGUACCGGUGAGCUCCUCUGUUGCAGUGGCAGUGAGACACCACUCACCUGCCACUUCCUCCACCCAGAUGGCAAUGAGACGCCACUCAUCUGCCAGCUCCACAUCUGGGAUGGAGGAUGUCUCGCAAGAGACUGUCAUUAAACCUGCUGCCUCUAGAAGACUUCACUCCAAAUGUCAGAUGAAGGCAGCUGUGCUGGAGGUGAGACCCGGCUCAUCAUCCAGUUCCAUGUCUGAGAUGGAGGAGAAACAGGUGGAGCCAGGAGUUGUGGAGGUGGCACCAGGAACGUCGCCUACCAGUGUUGUGGUGCUGGAUGAGGUUCAGUUUGGUGAUGUGAGGGUGACUCCUGACAGAUGUGUUGUCUUCAUGGAUCAGAUCCAGGAGUCCAGCUGUCAUGUGUCUACCCAGCCUUCUCAUCACACCAUCCCACCAGUUGUCCAUAAGGAGAGUGCUUCUGACAGAGGACACAAAGCUAAGUCUUGCAUUUGUUGUGCCCACCAGAAUGUUUGUGAUGUUAGUGAUGGGGAAAGUGAGAUGACUUUUGGUAGCUCUGAUGAGGAAAUGGAAGUUGGUAGCUAUAGUGGUAGCCGUUUAGUUGAUAUUCCUAGUUGUGUGAGGGGGUCUUUUCAUCAGGGUGCAGAUUGUUUUAAGUACAGAGGUGUACAGUGUAUGGUAAUGGCUCUGGUGGCAUUGGCUAAGCACUCAGUGUUGAAUGUGUGUUUGUGGAAACAGGCUGAUUUGGACUGGGUGUUGUAUCUUGGUGAUGCGCUGUACACUGAGCGUAGGGAUAAGAAUUUGACUGGAGGACAUGACCUCCUACUGGUUACUGACUUACCACAAAAGGCAGAAAUAGAUGGUCACCCAUUUGAAUUUGUUUUUGGUUGGACAUUUAAUGGGGCUGUAAAUGUAGUUGCACAUGAAUUUCUUACUGCAGGUGCGUGGGUGACUUUAGAGGAUGGUUUAGAUCGUAUUUUGGCACAGUACGACACGUCUUUUAACGCUGUGUGCCAAUACUUGUGCAGUUAUUAAAGUAAAUGAGUGCUAUGCUGUAGUAGAUUCACAUUCACGUAGUGCCACAGGGAUGGUAGAUCCUGAUGGUAAAAGUGUAGUUUUGUACUUCAGUAAUAUUAGUGAUCU